AUGCAAAGUGCUUUCAUCUCUCAACAUUUAAUAACAGAUAACAUAAUCAUUGCUUACGAGUUAUUUCAUACUCUUAAAAGGAAAAACCAAGGUCGUACUGGGAUUAUGGCUUUAAAAACAGACAUGAGCAAGGCCUAUGACCAUAUUGAAUGGGAGUAUUUGAGGCUAAUCAUGUUGAAGAUGGGUUUUAUAGAGGAAUGGGUGUCAAAGCUUAUGAGAGUGGUCACUACAAUUUCAUACUAUUUUGUAAGGGGUAGUGAGGAAUUUGGUCCUUUAAUUCCUAGCCGAGGUUUAAGGCAAGGGGAUCCACUCUCCUCGUAUCUAUUUAUCAUUUAUAUGGAAGGGCAUUCUGCUAUCCUAUCUACAUUUGAAGCGCAGGAUAGAAUUCAUGAAGUAGCGAGAGGUGCAAUUCCUGUUUCUCAUCUUUGCUUUACUAACGACGCUUUAUUUUUUUCCAAGGCCAAGGAGUAUGAAGUUUCUCAACUGAAAAAUUUUUUGUCCCUUUAUGAAGCAGCUUCUAGGCAAUGUAUUAAUUUUUCUAAAUCAGUAGUUUGUUUCACUCCAAAUACUGAUAGUGCAACAAGGGCUCAAAUUUGUCAAUCCUUAGGCGUUCAGGAGGUGGUAAAUCAUGGCAACUGUUUGGGAAUUCCAUCUGUUAUUGGCAAAGAGAAAAGAUGGAUUUUUCAGUUUAUUAUUGAGAAGGCAGUUAAGCGACUAUAG
Molecule: messenger RNA, 720 nt
Organism: Jatropha curcas
Lineage: Eukaryota; Viridiplantae; Streptophyta; Magnoliopsida; Malpighiales; Euphorbiaceae
Source: RefSeq, a predicted model, not a curated record